CCGUUGCCGCCGCCCGCUGCCGGCGGUCGCUGCCGCUGUGCGGGGCGGGGAGAGGCUGCGCUAUGGAAUAUACCGAACCCGCUUUGCCGCAGGGCGCUUGGGACCUGCCGGGAGAAGCCGCGGGUCACUACGAGCGAGGGGCUUGCGGCGAGGAGGACGGAGAAGCGGCGGCGGCAGCGGAGAAGAGCUGCAUCGCGCAGCAUCCCCCGCGCAGCCCGUUACGCUCCGCGCUCUCCUCCUCCGAGGGAGACCCCGAGGCUUUCUCCGCCGCCCUGCAGAGGGAUCCCAGCCUCAGCGACGAAGCCGGCGCCGGCUGCAGCUUCCAUUCCGCCGAAUCGGGAGCUUCGCUGCCUUAUUCCACGGCCACGGGCAGCGAGGGCGGAGCGGGGCCGUCGAGCGACGAGGUCGGCUGCAGCGGGUUCUCGCUGGCGGCCCGGCUGGAGCGCAGGCGGCCGGGAGGCUGCCGGCCCCGCUACGAGGUGGUGCGGGAGUUGGGGCCCGAGGAGGUGCGCUGGUUCUACCGCGAGGACGGAAAGACAUGGAAGCCUUUCGUGGGAUACGACUCGCUGCGCAUCGAGCUGGCGUUCCGAGCCGCCAGGAGAGAGGCGGCGGCCGUGGAGCCGGUGUGUGUGCGGGGGGGGCUCUACGAGGUGGAUGUGGCCAACGCCGAGUGCUACCCCGUCUACUGGAACGAAACAGAAAUGAUCCCUGUGAUGCGUGGACAGUGGUUUAUUGAUGGCACGUGGCAACCUCUGGAAGAGGACGAAAGUAACCUGAUAGAACAGGAGCACCUCAACCGCUUCAAAGACCAGCAGCUGCAAGACAGCUUCGAUAUGGAUGUUUCAAAACCUGUUGACAGGAAAGAGGAAACAGAAAAGAUCCCUGCAAUGCGUGGACAUUGGUCUAUUGAUGGCACGUGGCAACCUCUGGAAGAGGGGGAAAGUAACCUGAUAGAAGGGGAGCAUCUCAACCGCUUCAAAGACCAACAGCUGCAAGACAGCUUCGAUAUGGAAGCUUCAAAACCUGUUGACAGGAAAGAGGAAACAGAAAAGAUCCCUGCAAUGCGUGAACAGUGGUUUAUUGAUGGCACGCGGCAACCUCUGGAAGAGGACGAAAGUAACCUGAUAGAAGGGGAGCACCUCAACCGCUUCAAAGACCAGCAGCUGCAAGACAGCUUCGAUAUGGAAGUUUUAAAACCUGUUGACAGGAAAGAGGAAGCGGAAAAUAUCCCUGCAAUGCGUGGACAGUGGUCUAUUGAUGGCACGUGGCAACCUCUGGAAGAGGGGGAAAGUAACCUGAUAGAAGGGGAGCACCUCAACCGCUUCAAAGACCAGCAGCUGCAAGACAGCUUCGAUAUGGAAGCUUCAAAACCUGUUGACAGGAAAGAGGUUCUCUACUACCUCCCUCCCUUCUCCUUCCCUUCUUUGUUCAAAUGGAGAGGAUAUAAGGAGAAUUCAGAUGCUGCAUGUCUUAAACGAAAGCGUUCCCAAGCUAUUCAUAGUCUAAAGUUGAGUCGCAACCAUGUGGACUGGCACAGUGUGGAUGAAGUGUAUCUUUACAGUGAUGCAACGACAUCCAAAAUUGCAAGAACUGUUACACAAACGUUGGGGUUUUCCAAAGCCUCAAGUAGUGGGACAAGACUACAUAGAGGCUAUGUAGAAGAAGCUACGUUAGAAGACCGGCCACCGGAAACUAGUCACAUUGUGUUUGUUGUGCAUGGUAUUGGGCAGAAAAUGGACCAAGGAAGGAUCAUCAAAAAUACAGCUAUGAUGCGAGAUAAUGCAAGAAAAAUAGAAGAAAAGUAUUUUUCCAAACUUGCAACGCAUGUUGAAUUUCUCCCGGUUGAAUGGAGAUCAAAACUUACCCUUGAUGGAGACACUAUAGAAUUGAUUACUCCAGAUAAAAUGCGAGCAUUAAGGCAUAUACUGAACAGCAGCGCGUUGGAUAUCAUGUAUUAUACAAGUCCUCUUUACAGAGAUGAACUGGUGAAAGGUCUGCAGCAGGAGCUGAACCGGCUCUACACACUCUUCUGCUCCCGGAAUCCAGAAUUUGAGGAGAAAGGAGGGAAAGUCUCAAUUGUGUCCCACUCACUGGGCUGCGUCAUCACCUACGACAUCAUGACUGGCUGGAAUCCAGUCAGGCUUUAUGAACAGUUGUUGCAGAAGGAGGAGGAGGAGCUUGAAGACAGUUGGAUGAGUUAUGAGGACCGAUGUUUACUUGAAGGUCUUUACAUGACUAGACAAUGGUUGAGAGAGACAGAAGAAAGGUUAUGUGAGUUAACAGCAACCACCGUAUCAAAACCACCUGUCUUAAAAUUUAAGGUUGAGAAUUUCUUCUGCAUGGGAUCUCCGUUAGGCAUGUUUUUGGUAUUGCGUGGUGUCCGGCCAGGAAACAGCGGUAGUCAAGAUCAUAUUCUGCCCAGAACAAUUUGUAAGCGCUUACUAAAUAUUUUUCAUCCAGCAGAUCCAGUGGCCUAUAGAUUAGAACCUUUAAUUCUGAAACACUACAGCAACAUUUUGCCUGUCCAGAUCCACUGGUACAGCACUGUAAACCCUCCACCGUAUGAGCAUAUGAAGCCAUGUUUUCUCAACCCAACGGAAGAACCUACCUCAUUUACUGACAGCGAAAGCGGUUCAGCUGUACCAAGCCCAACUACUUCACCAGUCAUGGCUCGACGCCACUAUGGAAAGUCUAUAACCAACAUAGGCAAAUGUAUAUUAGGAGCUGCAAACAUUGGGAAGGGCCUCGGCAAGAUGCUUUUCUCAAGAUUUGGUCGAUCCCACACAACCACUCCACAGCCGCUCGAGGCAGGAAAAGAUGGAGUCAAGGGGGAUGACAAGAAGGCCCCAACUGUUGGAACGCCGCCCCUCUCACACUGCAGCGCAGGCUUUCUCGAAGCCCCAGUGGAGCUGGAGCACAGAAUUGAUUUUGAGCUCAGGGAAGGUUUCGUGGAGAGCCGGUACUGGUCCGCAGUCACAUCCCACACUGCCUACUGGUCAUCUAUGGAUAUCGCUCUUUUCCUUCUAACGUUCAUGUGCAAAGAUGACCAAGAAGAUGCUGACAAAUCCAAUUUAGACACUGUUUGACUGAGGGUGAGGCGGAACAGAAGAGGAAAUAUUAAAGCAAAUGGCACAAACCUGGUGUUGUACUGUUGAUCUGCAUUAUGUACGGCAUGGAGGUUUCAGGUUUAAGUGCAUGUUUGGAUUUUUUCCUGUUUCUAAAGAGAAAACAAAUUAUUUGUAUUUAAAAGCACUUUAUAGUUUUAAACAUUUUGCAAUGCUUAAUUAGACCUGAAAUUAUUCCAAAUUCCUGUUAACUUUGACUGUAUCAAAAGCCAAUCUGACGUGUAACAUCCCGUAAGCACCAUUGUGCAGUGUGCUUGGGUGACAUACUUGUUAAUAACCGUAAUUGCUGUUUAGUUCAUGAAAGUAUAAAAGAUCACAGAAUCGCUACAUUGUAAAAGACCUCCAGGAUCAUUGAGUCCAAACAUUCCUACCGACCACUAAACAAUCCCCCUGCUUACUCAUGUUGAGUCAGUUGCCCACCAAGACGCCCAGGUCCUUCUCUACAGAGCUGCUCUCCAGCCAGGUGGAAACCACUCUGAACUGCACACCAUGGUUAUGUAUCUCCAGGUCCAAGACUUUACACUUAUCUCUACUGAACUUCAUAAGGUUCCUGCUCGCCCACUCUUCCAGCUUGUCUGGGUGUUCAUAGAAUCAUAGAAUCGUUUGGUUGGAAAAGACCUUUGAGAUCAUCAAGUCCAACCAUACCUGUCCACUACUAAACCAGAUCCCUGAGCACCUCAUCAACCUGUCUUUUAAACACCUCCAGGGAUGGGGACUCCACCACCUCCCUGGGCAGCCUCUGCCAGUGCCCGAUGACUCUUUCCAUGAAGAAUUUUUUUCUGAUGUCCAUUCUGAACCUUCCCUGGUGGAGCUUGAGGCCAUUCCCACUUCAGAUCUCCCUUCAGCCUCCUCUUAUCCAGGCUAAACAACCCCAGCUCUCUCAGCCACUCCUCGUCAGACUUGUUCUCCAGCCCCUCACCAGCUUCGUUGCUCUUCUCUGGACACGCUCCAGAGCCUCAACAUCCUUCUUGUGGUGAGGGGCCCAGAACUGAACACAGGAUUCCAGGUGCCGUCUCACCAGUGCUGAGUACAGAGGGAGAAUCACCUCCCUGGACCUGCUGGUCACACCGUUUCUGAUCCAAGCCAAGAUGCCAUUGGCCUUCUUGGCCACCUGGGCACACUGCUGGCUCAUGUUCAGUCACUGUCUACCAUUACCCCCAGGGCCUUCUCCUCCUGGCAGUUCUCCAGCCACUCUUCCCCCAGUCUGUAGCGCUGUAUAGGGUUGUUGUGCCCCAAGUGCAGGACCCGGCAUUUGGCUUUGUUGAACCUCAUGCCAUUGGUCUCAGCCCAGCGGUCCAGCCUGUUCAGAUCCCUUUGGAGCCUCCCUACCCUCCAGCAGAUCCACGCUUCCUCCCAGCUUAGUGUCAUCUGCAAACUUGCUGACGGUGCACUCGAUGCCUUCAUCCAGGUCAUUGAUAAAGACAUUGAACAGAGCUGGACCCAGUACUGAGCCCUGAGGAACCCCACUUGUGACUGGCCUCCAGCUGGAGUUAACUCCAUUGACCACCACUCUCUGGGCCAUCCAACCAGUUUUCAACCCAGGAGAGUGUGCGCCUGUCCAGGCCAAAGGCUGACAGUUUCUGAAGCAGAAUGCCAUGAGAAGCUGUGUCAAAGGCUUUACUGAAGUCCAAGAAGACCACAUCCACAGUCUUUCCCCCAUCCAGCAGUCGAGUCACUUUGUUAUAGAGGGCGAUCAGGUUAGUUUGGCAAGACCUGCCUUUUGUGAGCCCGUUUGACUGGGCCUGAUCACCCGGUUCUCCUGCAUGUGCUUCAUGAUGGCACUCAAGAUCACCUGUUCCAUGAUUUUCCCUGGCACUGAGGUGAGACUGACAGGCCUGGAGUUCCCUGGAUCUUCCUGCAAUCCUUCUUGUAUAUGGGUACAACAUCAGCCACCCUCCAGUCCAGUGGAACUUCCCCAGUCAGCCAGGACCGCUGGAAGAUGAUGGAAAGGGGUUUGGAAAGGACAUCCACCAGCUCCUUCAAUACUCUUGGGUGGAUCCCAUCCGGCCCCAUAGACUUGUGGGCAUCUAGCUGGGCAAGCAAGUCUCUAACCGCCUCCUCUUGGAUCAUGGGAGCCUCAUUCUGCUCCUCUAACUUCUGGGUUUGUACACAGCGGGAACAACUUCCUGUACUAUUAAAGACUGAGGCAAAGAAGGCAUUAAGUACCUCAGCCUUGUCCUUAUCCCCUGUCACUGUUGUUCCUUCUGCCUCCAAUAGGGACUGAAUAUUCUCCCCAGUCCUCCUUUUCUUGUUAAUGUAUUUGUAGAAAGAUUUCUCUUUCACAGCCUUAGCCAGUUUGAUUUCUAGUUGGGCCUCAGCCCUCCUGAUUUUUUCCCUGCACGAUCUCACUUCCUCCCUGUAGUCCAUCCAAGAUGCCUGUCCCUUCUUCCAAAGCUCAUAGACAUUCCUCUUCUUUUUGAUGCCUCUCAAGAUCUCCCUACUCAACCAAGCCGGUUUUUCCCCCACCGGCUCCUUGUCUGGAACACGGGGAUGAUUUGCUCUUGAGCUGCUAGGAUUUCAUUUUUGAAGAGCGCCCAGCCCAUGUGGGCUCCCUUGCCCUGAAGGACUGUCUCCCAUGGGACUUUGCUGACGAUCCUUCUGAAGACUCCAAAGUCUGCCCUCUGGAAGUUUAAUGUGACUGUUCUGCCAAUCCCCUUCUUCGUCACCCCUAGAACUGAAAACCCGAUCAUCUCAUGAUCGCUUUGUCCCAGGCGUCCUCCAACCGUCACAUCCCCCACAAGGCCGCCUCUGUUCACACACAGCAGGUCUGGGAGGUCCUUCUCCUCCGUGCAGCUUUCCAGCCAUUCCUCCCCCAGUCUAUAGCACUGCAGACUUAGUUGAUUUAAAAAACAAAAAAUCAGUUGAUUUAAAACAAAACAAAAUAAUUUCCAUUAACAAAAGUAUAUCUUAGCCCCAAGCCUAAAACUGCCACUUUCUGAUGUUUUAUGUCUCAGUAAGUAGCAAAGAGUGGUGUCGUUCUUCUAGGACUGUAUUUCUGCAUCCUGUUAUCCACAGCACCAUUGAGAGACCAUUCUGACUGCUGGCUUUGGAGGGCGUGUUGUGCGUGACAUCUAGAAACUAAUGCUGAAAAAAAAAAGCAUGAAUCAAAUAUUUGAAAUGCUAUAAUUAUAAUUUAUUAUUCUCUUUAAUUGUUUCAUUUUAUCUCGGUAUAUAAAACAUUACUUUUUUUACUGGUUUCUUUUGACAUAAUUUAAGAACCACAUUUAUUUUCUACAGUGUUAAGACUUUUUCUCAGAAAUACAUAUCUUUGUACGACUAUUCGAAUGAAUAUAUGGACACUGUGGCACACUUUAAGUAUUUUUUCAUUAA
Cuculus canorus (common cuckoo) is the source of this 6455-nucleotide messenger RNA. It is a transcript of the gene DDHD1, whose product is annotated as DDHD domain containing 1. Gene Ontology annotation, molecular function: metal ion binding; glycerophospholipase activity. NCBI's taxonomy places the organism in Eukaryota, Metazoa, Chordata, Aves, Cuculiformes, Cuculidae. Gene Ontology annotation, cellular component: cytoplasm. The record is from RefSeq and is a predicted model, not a curated record. The coding region runs from base 63 to 3086 and encodes 1007 amino acids. The transcript has 16 exons.